Molecule: messenger RNA, 3029 nt
Organism: Cuscuta europaea
Lineage: Eukaryota; Viridiplantae; Streptophyta; Magnoliopsida; Solanales; Convolvulaceae
Source: the annotation of a GenBank genome assembly
CAUUUGGCCCCUCACGAACCCGAUGCUCACCCCAUUCGCGAGCUCGUGCCUUCUGCUGCACAGAAGGGAUUGCUCAGCUCUCAAAGGAGGAACUGAGGAAGACCAUAGCGAGGCAUCCAGUUAGCGCCCGUGCAAGAAGAUGUACGCUUCAAUGGCAGAACCAGGAGAGAUACUCCCUGAUCGGAAGCCGGAAAAGUCUCCAUACGAGAUUCUCUGCCAGAGCAAAGCUUCGGUUGAGGAGAUCGUUUCAUCGAUGCUCUCAAUCAAGAAGAACGGCGAGUCGGAAUCUGAAUUUCGGGAGCUCAUCACCCAAAUGCUACUUAACUUUGUUACUCUCCGUCAGGCAAACCGUGCCAUCUUGCUAGAGGAAGAUCGUGUAAAAUCUGAAACAGAGCAUGCAAAAGCACCAGUAGAUUUCACAACGCUGCAGCUGCACAACUUAAUGUAUGAAAAAAGUCACUAUCUCAAAGCUAUAAAAGCUUGCAAAGAUUUCAAGUCAAAGUAUCCUGACAUCGAACUUGUUCCUGAGGAAGAGUUCUUUAGAGAUGCACCCGAGGAGAUUAAAAGUUCUAUUAUAUCCAAUGACACUGCACAAAAUUUAAUGCUCAAACGCCUCAAUUUUGAACUAUUCCAGCGCAAAGAACUUUGUGAACUGCGUGAAAAACUGGGAGAACAGAAGAAGAAUCUUCAGGGGAUCAUAGCUAACAGAAAGAAAUUCUUAUUGAGCCUCCCAUCACAUCUGAAGUCUCUUAAGAAAGCAUCCUUGCCUGUUCAGCAUCAUUUAGGAGUUCAGCACACAAAGAAGCUAAAGCAACUGCAUUCGGCAGAAUUGCUUCCCCCACCUCUGUAUGUUAUAUUUUCACAGCUACUGGCCCAGAAAGAAGCCUUUGAAGAGAAUAUAGAGAUGGAAAUUGUUGGAAGUGUCAAAGAUGCUCAGACUGUUGCUCGCCAGCAGGCAACUAAAGACACUGCUAAAACUACCAGUGUAGAUAGUUCUAAGCUCGAUGAGGAUCUGCCUGAUGAGGAAGACGAUGGACAACGGAGGAGAAAACGUCCUCGGAAGGCUCCGAGCAAGGAAAGUUUAGACCAAACAGGAAUCUAUCAAGCACACCCUCUUAAAGUCGCUCUUCAUGUUCACGAUGACAGGACUACUAAUUCAACCCACACCAAGCUUGUAACUCUGAAAUUUGAAUACUUGAUGAAGUUGAAUGUAGUAUGUGUUGGGGUGGAUGGUUCUCAAGAGGAUUUGGGCAUGGACAUCCUGUGUAAUCUGUUUCCUGAUGAUACUGGCCUAGAGCUUCCUCAUCAGUCAGCUAAGAUGAUUGGAAAUUCAAACGAAUUUGAUGCGACAAGAACUUUGCGACCUUACAAGUGGGCUCAACAUCUCGCAGGGAUUGAUUUUUUGCCAGAGGUUACACCAUUGCUAGGUGGUUCUGAAAGUUCUAAAGAAGAAACGGCUAAGCAUUCUACGAUUAUAGCUGGUCUGUCGCUAUAUCGUCAGCAGAAUCGAGUGCAAACAGUUGUGCAAAGAAUCCGUGCUAGAAAAAAGGCUCAGUUGGCUCUUGCGGAGCAGUUUGAUUCUCUAAAAAAGUUGGAGUGGCCAGUUCUCACACGUAAAAGCGUUCCAUGGACAUCCCAUAACCACCGUUGCUGUUUGCACAGUUGGUCAUCUAUUGAUUCACCACGCAAAUCAACCUUACCAUUGCCGGUUGUGGAUGCAGAAAAGGUUCUCCUUGAUCCUGAUAUUUCAAUGGAUGUCAGAUCUGAUACUUCAAAGCAACAGGUUGAAAACUCCAGAGAGGAUGGGGAACUUCCCUCCUUAAUGCUAGGCAUUGCUGGAGUAAAUGAUCCAAAUCUUACUCCAACUAAAGGAACUAUUAUUGAUAAUAAUUCCAGAAAACUUGAUUUCAUUUCGAAACGUGUCAUAUCCCCUCUUAACAAGGGGAAGUCUCCAAGCUUUAAAAAGUAUGAGGAGGAUGGAGACCUUAUUUUAAUGGAAUCAGAUAGUGACGGGGAUGAUCCGGCUCAAGUUGUGCAGGAUGCUAGCAACAUUCUUGGGGGUACACUGGCUUGUGUAGAUGAUAAGUCUUGGGCGGACUGCAAGGUUGUGGACUAUAUUCUUCUCUUAACCAGAAAGGCUCACGAUGAGGAAAAGAUCUUGAGAUUAGAAGCCCAGGUUAAAAUAAGCAUGGAGUAUCCUCUUCGGCCACCUCUUUUUAGACUGAGACUUUAUGCAACCCUUGAUGACAAGAGCUACUGUGAGGUUCACUGCUCAGAGUGGUAUAAUGAACUCCGAGCCAUGGAGGCAGAGGUAAAUGUUCACAUAAUGAAAGUAAUACCUGCUGAUGAAGAAAACAAAGUAUUGGCUCAUCAGGUCCAUUGCCUUGCAAUGCUCUUUGACUUUUGUAUGGAUGACAAGGAAACAUGUUCUGAGAAAAGAACGAGCACAUCUGUGAUCGAUGUUGGUCUCUGCAAACCUGUUGGUGGUGAGCUUGUUUCUAGAUCGUUCCGAGGCAGGGACCGCAGAAAAAUGAUAUCUUGGAAGGACACUGUCUGCACUCCUGGCUAUCCUUACUAGCUAUGAAGCAUGGAAACUUCCCGUGGCUCACGUUUCCGUGUUUUGGAAACUCGGAAACUUCAAAUUCCCGUUUCGGCGCUGUUUCCAUAAUUAAGAAGAACUGGGUAACCCGUUUCCCCAAAAUAAUCAGCGUUUUGGAAACCUUGGGUUUCCAAAACUUUUUCUUUAUGGUGAGAUUUCUUCAAGGAAAAUAGUACAUUUAUAAACUUUUUGGUGAAUUUUUAUGUGAUUUCAUUCUAGCAACAUUGUGAUACUUCAUAAUGUAAAGCAUUGCUAGACAUGUAUUGCAUGUUGUAUUUAAUCAGGUACUAAUAUGUAAUAGUUUCUAAAUUUGGACAUGCAGAAUGUUUUAAUACGGAGUAUUAGUUAUCAAAGUUACAGGAAAAAACUAUGUUGACAUAUAUAUAUAUAUAUAUAUAUAUAUAUAUAUAUAUAUAUAUAUAUAUAAAUG